CUGUCCAAAUGUCAAUAAAAUCGAAUAUACACAACUGCCUCCUUCUCUGCGAUCGAACGAAGGAGAAACCCAGAGGAAAAAAGAUAAAGUAGAAGAAGAACCUUCACGAAAUCGGAGAAAAAACUCUGCCAAUAUUCGGUUGUUUUUUCCGUUUUUGUGUCGAGAAAACAAUUAACGAUACCGUAAAAGCGAACUGCCUUAUUCUUCAUUCAACAGCAAAAGCAACGAGAUAAGAGAAAAUAAUCUGUUCUGCAGUUGAGCAGUGAAACAAGUUGCGUCAAGAGGUGCUCCGUUUGGUGUUUUUGUAUCGUGAUUCCGAUAGGAAUUUGAUAACUAUUCCCAGAAGGAAUCCACUGCGGCUCUAUUUUUCGAAUUACAGGGAACAUUGACCGCUAAAGACUGACGGUUACUUGGAGUGUAUCAGAAAAAAUAUAACAUAAACAUGGCGGAUCAAACAAAUCAGAACUCCGCUCAGGUCCAUUUUUCAGAACCAACCAGAAGCAAGUUUAUGCCGUUGGAUCUAAACAAUGCGAACUGUGAUCGGAAACGUCCCUCGAAGAAGCUCAGCUUUCAGCAAAGUUCCGUAGCCAGUUUACCCAACCGUACGCCACCUUUAUCGGACAAAACGAGAGACAGAAUAAAGAUGCAAGCAACUGGGAAGUUGCAAAUCGCACCUGGACAAAUUUACGACUUUACCGCGGACGAUCUGAUAGACGAGGGCGAGAUCGGCAGGGGUGCGUUUGGGGCCGUGAAUCGGAUGAAAUUCAUUCGAACGGAUACUGUGAUGGCAGUUAAACGAAUCCGAUCCACCGUAGACGAGAAGGAACAGAAGCAGCUUCUGAUGGAUCUAGAAGUGGUCAUGAAAUCGAACGAUUGCAACGCGAUAGUGACCUUUUAUGGGGCCCUAUUCAAGGAGGGUGACUGUUGGAUUUGCAUGGAACUGAUGGACACAUCGCUGGACAAAUUUUAUAAGUUUAUCUGUGAUUGUCAGCACGACCGCAUUCCUGAAUCAAUUCUGGGGCAAAUAACGCUAGCGACCGUUCGGGCAUUGAACUAUCUGAAGGAGGAGCUGGAGAUCAUACAUCGGGACGUGAAACCGAGCAAUAUCCUACUGAAGCGGAAUGGGGAUAUCAAGCUUUGUGAUUUUGGCAUUUCCGGUCAGCUGGUGGAUUCGAUCGCGCGUACCAAAGACGCUGGAUGCCGGCCGUACAUGGCGCCCGAAAGGAUCGAUCCACAACGCGCCAGAGGUUACGAUGUCCGGAGUGAUGUUUGGUCGCUAGGAAUAACGCUGAUGGAGGUCGCCACUGGGAAGUUUCCCUAUCCGAAGUGGGGUUCCGUAUUCGAGCAGCUAUCGCAGGUUGUCGAAGGCGAUCCCCCCCGACUGUUACCAUCCUAUAACGGAAUGGAGUUCUCGACAGAUUUUGUAAACUUUGUAAAUACUUGUCUUAUCAAAGAUGAGAAGGAUCGCCCCAAGUACGGCAAAUUGUUGCUGCAUCCGUUCAUCCAGCGAGCCGAGAAGAGCCAUACCGACGUAUCGGCGUACGUUGGCGAGGUGCUCGAGUCAAUGGCCAACAAUGGCAUUACCCCGUUCACUACAAAUCUACCAGCGGAACGUUGGAACGAGAGUUUUAACUAGAGUAUCUAAAAAUCGAAUCAGUGACAACUUCGCUGUUUUCCUGUGUGAAUGCAUGUAUUGUAUGAGAAAGUGCAAAUAAGAGCGCAGGGGAAAAUGCAUGUGGAAAUAUCGUCUAAUGACUGUAAACCUUUUGGCUUUUUUUUGGUUUAUUCGUUUCGUUGUGAUAGAUUGUUUCAAUUUUUCUAGUUGCGAGAUUUAACUUUAGGUUCAAACUUAACUGUUCGUUGCGAUGAAGACAAUGGAGAUGAUGAGGACAAUAAAUUGUCUCGCAAGCUUCUUUUCGAUUGGAUAAUACUAUUGUUUCUACUCGCCUAGAGUUAGUGUUGAACGGUUACACUGUGUGAAUGCGCUACCAAUUGUGAUUGAGAUUCAAUAAUUUUUAAACAAAAUAUAAUAUAAACUAAUAACUAAUUAUUAAAAGGAUGAAAUGAAAACUAAACCAGAGUUAAACCAGAGGAUAAAUAGCAGAUUUAGCGGGAUGUGGAAGUAAAGAACCUAGUUGUUGUUAGUUGUUGAAUAAAUCAAUUGAUUAUGAACGCUAUGAAA
Toxorhynchites rutilus septentrionalis is the source of this 2182-nucleotide messenger RNA. RefSeq names its product dual specificity mitogen-activated protein kinase kinase 4 (gene Mkk4). Bases 443 to 1636 code for a protein of 397 amino acids. Gene Ontology annotation, molecular function: ATP binding; JUN kinase kinase activity. Gene Ontology annotation, biological process: protein phosphorylation; MAPK cascade. The transcript is spliced from 5 exons. Lineage: Eukaryota; Metazoa; Arthropoda; Insecta; Diptera; Culicidae. The record is from RefSeq and is a predicted model, not a curated record.